Molecule: messenger RNA, 2541 nt
Organism: Rotaria socialis
Lineage: Eukaryota; Metazoa; Rotifera; Eurotatoria; Philodinida; Philodinidae
Source: the annotation of a GenBank genome assembly
AUGUCUCAGAGACAUGCGACAAGUGAAAAAUCAAAAACAAAAAAUUCACCUUCUCCGCCGAGUUUAAAUGAUGAACCACGUUAUUGUAUAUGUCAAAAGCGUGAAGAUGAAUUAAAUGAAGAUGAUAAUGACUUUAUGAUUGAAUGUGAUGGAUGUAGUGGUUGGUUUCAUGGUAAAUGUAUAGAUUUAUCCGAUCGAAUUGCUGAUGACAUUGAAAAAUACUUUUGUCAUGAAUGUUCAAAACAACAUGGACCUUCAAUUUUUAAACAACGAAAAAAUCAACAUCGAAGAGAUUACAGUGAUGCAAAUGCAGAUAAUAAACCUACACAAAGCGGUACACCUGAUUUCAUUAAUAAAUUAAAAAGAAGAAUAUUUCCCGGCUGCGAAUCUGUUGUAACUCGAUUAAAAGGCAAUCAUUUAACUCCUGAAUAUUUAGCAAAAUAUGGUUUUACACAACCAAUAUUAAUUUCAAAUCGAGAUGGUCUCGAUAUGACAUUACCGAAUCGAACAAUAACAUUAGCAGAAAUUCGUGACGCUGUUGGACAAGAUCGUUUUAUUGACAUCAUUGACUGUGAAAAACAAGUGACUUAUAAAAUGAAUUUAGAUGAUUACAUUGAAUAUUAUGAAAAUUUUGAAAGAAGUAAAAUUUAUAAUGUUCUCAGUUUGGAAAUAUCAAAUACUAAAUUGGGCGAACAAGUUGUUACGCCGAAAAUUGUACGAGAUAUAUCGUGGGCUACAAUAGGCGUAUGGCCUAUUAAAAAACCAGAUGACGAAGAAAUAGAUUCCAAUGGAAUACUGAAGAAAAGCACAUGGCCAUUACAAACACCAUUAUUGAAAAAGAAACGUCGAACAAUCUCAUCAACAGAUACCGAUCAAAGUGAAGAUGAACAAUUUGAGACAUUGGAUGCAAAUCAUUUCGAAAAUUUCGAACGCCCUGAAGUAGCAAAAUAUUGUUUGCUAAGUCCGCAAUCAUCUUAUACAGAUUUCCAUGUAGAUUUCGGUGGUUCAAGUGUUUGGUAUUCUGUUGUUCGAGGUGAAAAAAUAUUUUACAUAAUCGAACCCACGGAUGAAAAUUUACAAAAAUAUGCUGAAUGGUCAGGAUCACCAACUGAAUCUGAAGUAUUUCUAGGUGAUAAUGUAUCUCACUGCUAUAAAAUGCAUUUGCGCGAAGAAAAUACGAUCUUAAUACCACCUGGAUGGAUUCAUGCCGUAUACACAGUAACAGAUUCGCUUGUUUUCGGUGGUAAUUUUCUUCAAUCAAUGGGGAUUGAUAUGCAACUUCGCAUUUAUGAACUUGAACGUCUCGCACAAGUUCCAAAUAAAUUUCAAUUUCCACUUUUUGAAACGUUUCAUUGGUAUGCUGCUAAAACGUUCUACGAAGAACUCAAAGAAUGUAAUGAAUCUAAUUCAUCAGUCAUCAAUCCGAUUACUCAACAUGCAUGCGAAUCGAUUAUUCACUAUAUGAGUAAAUGGGUAUCAGCUGAUAAACGAUAUCAAACUCGAAAUCGUUCAAUUAUACCUAAAGGUAUUAAUUGUGAAAAAGUUUUGCGUGAUCUUGCACGCGAACUUGAUAUAGCAAAAACACGUUGUGGCUCGGCAUGUGUUUCUAAGCCACUAUCAAAGAGUAUUCUUGCAAGUCCAAUUAAACUUGUACUUCCUAUGGAACCAAAACAAGAACUAGCUCAUAUGAACAAAACCAAAAUCAAAGUGCAAUGUCGUCGUUUAUCAUCGGAAACUGAAAAUAUUAAAAACAAAGAUUCAUCAGUGGGCGCUGGUAUGAAAUUAACUAUUAAAACAACAUUAAGUGGUUGCAGAAAACCAAACAAUAAUAGAGAAAUGACACCAAGUCUAAGUAAGAAAAAAGCUGCCCAAACAACAUCAUCUGCCAAGCAACAGAAAAUCUCAAAUGCAAAUGAUGUUCCAGUCAAACAGGAAGAACUACCUAAAAUAAGCUAUACACUUGAUCUCGAAGCAAAACGACAACGUUUUAUUCAACCUGCUAAUAAUCAAUCAAUUCAUGACGAACCUGAUAAAGAUGUCAAUAGUUCAUCAAAUGAUACGAAUUUUUCAUUGAUUCCUAGCGAAUCAAAUACAGAUAUUAAUGAAAUUCAUGAUAAUAAUGAAUUGUUAGAAGGUAUAGCCGAUGGUGGUCUUGCAUCAUUCGUUAAAAGUUCUUCAAUCAAUGAUGAUUAUUAUCAGCCAAGUAAAGAAACUAAAACGAAACGAGAACACAGUGCCUCGGAUAAGAAAAUUUCAACAAAAAAAUCCAAAUCGAAAUCAUCAACAGACACAGAAAAAAAAUUAACAAAGAAAAUCAAAAGUGAAGAUCCAACAUCAUCCAGUAGUAAUCGAAAAAAAUUGUUAACAACACCUGCAACACUGCCAAAAACUCCAUCAUCAAGUAAUAAUCCGCAUGAGAUAUCAACGAAUAAAAAACGUGUAUCAUCUUCCAUACCGAAAAAACUCAACUCAAAAGAUCGUCUUGGCAAAAUUCUCAAAAUAGCAAAUACGAUCAAAUCACGUGGUGGCAUCUUAACUUGA